Pocillopora verrucosa is the source of this 1600-nucleotide messenger RNA. NCBI's taxonomy places the organism in Eukaryota, Metazoa, Cnidaria, Anthozoa, Scleractinia, Pocilloporidae. The record is from RefSeq and is a predicted model, not a curated record.
AUGCCUGUGAGCCCUAUAAUUACACUUAAAAGUACAACAGCUCCAACUUUGGAUGAAGGUGCCACAAGAACAUUGUUGUGUGUUGCCAGUGGUAACCCCGAACCCACUUACAUGUGGUAUAAAGAUAACAUAAAGAUUCAGGAAGAUCGAAACAACUCCCACUACACAAUAACAUCAGCCAGCAGGAAUGAUGCAGGGACAUACAGAUGUGAAGCUGUUGUUAAUGUUCCAACUCUUGGCCAGUACAGUGACUCUUACACUGUUCAGGUUACAGUUAGAUUUCGUCCUGUGCACAAGAAAAACAGUUUGUGCAGUAAUCAAACUGUCUUGGAAGGUCAUACUGCCACAUUUUAUUGUCUCACGGAAGCAUUUCCCACUGCAACCACAAACAAAUGGUUUAAGGAUGGUAAUGAGAUAUCCAAUUCGCAAGAUUUUGAAACUUUGAAAAUUAGCGAUACAGAAAGCAGACUGACAAUCAAGAAUGCUACGAAGGGAAGUGCUGGGCAAUACUCGUGUGAUGGUACAAAUGCAGUAGGAACUGGAGAUAGAAAAUCUGCUUUCUUAUUGGUCAACUUACCUUCUUCAAUUACCCAAAUAACACAAGAUCAGAAUGUAACCGAAGGUGACAAUUUAACUUUGACAUGUAAUGCAUCUGGAAGGCCUCAACCAAAGGUGUCUUGGAUUAAGCCCGGUGGUCAGCGUCAAUAUGGACACAUGUUGGAGUUUACAAACAUUAACAGGAGUCAAGCUGGUGAAUACAAAUGUGAAGCCAGUAACGAGUGCAGUAAUGCAACAGAGACAGCAACUAUUGAUGUGCAGUACAAACCAGAGAAUGUCCAGUUAAUGAGUUCUGCCAUGAAUGACAAAGCAUGUAUGGGAAAAGUCAUCAGUUUUACUUGCUCAGCUGAUGCUAAUCCAAGAGUGACUUCAUACCGGUUGUUUGAGAACCAAAAGGCCAUUUUAAACACAAGUGCCUCGGGGACGUGGAGUAAGACUUUGGAAAGUGAAGGAGUGUUCGUCUACAAAUGUGUGGCUAACAACUCUCUAGGAUCAGAUUACAGCAUGGAUGUUCCUUUCACUGUAAAUGUACCUUCUUCAAUUACCCAAAUAACACAAGAUCAGAAUGUAACCGAAGGUGACAAUUUCACUUUAACAUGUAAUGCAUCUGGAAUGCCUCAACCAAACGUGUCUUGGAUUAAGCCUGGUGGUCAGGAUCAGUAUGGACACAUGUUGGAGUUUACAAACAUUAACAUGAGUCAAGCUGGUGAAUACAAAUGUGAAGCCAGUAACGAGUGUGGUAAUGCAACAGAGACGGCAACUAUUGAUGUGCAGUACAAACCAGAGAAUGUCCAGUUAAUGAGUUCUGCCAUGAAUGACAGAGCAUGUAUGGGAAAAGUCAUCAGUUUUACUUGCUCAGCUGAUGCUAAUCCAAGAGUGACGUCAUACCAGUUGUUUGAGAACGAAAAGGCCAUUUUAAACACAAGUGCCUCGGGGACGUGGAGUAAGACUUUGGGAAGUGAAGGAGUGUUCAUCUACAAAUGUGUGGCUAACAACUCUCUAGGAUCAGAAUACAGCAUGAAUGUUCCUUUCACUGUAAAUG